Molecule: messenger RNA, 312 nt
Organism: Guillardia theta CCMP2712
Lineage: Eukaryota; Cryptophyceae; Pyrenomonadales; Geminigeraceae
Exons: 2
Cellular component (GO): cytoplasm; nucleus
Molecular function (GO): protein binding
Source: RefSeq, a predicted model, not a curated record
GCUGCCAGGCGAGGGCACGUGGACUGCUUGCGAGCCAUCCUUGCUCAGGGAGGGAACCCGGACAUUUCGAAUGCAAACAGUCUGACGCCGCUGAUUGGAGCGAUUGAAGGAGGCAGCCUUGAAUGUGUGAAGAUCCUGCUGGAUGCUGGCGCGGAUGUGCACUACAAGAUCGAGAGCGGGGACACCGCUAUGUUCAUGGCCGCCUACCAUGGAAUGGCGGAGACGAUCUCGUUGCUUGCGGAAAGAGGAGGAAACGUCAACGAGAAGGAUAUUGAUGGGAGGACGCCCAUCUUUGCGGCUGCUGUGAGUGAC